This is a messenger RNA of Penicillium pulvis, 231 nucleotides long. RefSeq lists its product as uncharacterized. The record is from RefSeq and is a predicted model, not a curated record. The coding region runs from base 1 to 231 and encodes 76 amino acids. The transcript has a single exon. NCBI's taxonomy places the organism in Eukaryota, Fungi, Ascomycota, Eurotiomycetes, Eurotiales, Aspergillaceae.
AUGUCUGAGCAGGAUCGAUGGUGUGCCCGUGGCGACGCCUUAACGAGAUCCAUCGUUUGCCGCCAGCCAAAUACCAAUUCCUUCCAGAUGCCCGUGUAUCUCCCAGGAGGAUGCCCGUGUCUCGGUGGUGUCCGUGUCAAGAAGAGGAGCCGCAUCAAAGGUUGCCCGUGGCUGGGCCUUAACGAGGUCUCCGAGGCGGCGUCUUCAAGCCUUAACGAGUUCGAGUCUUAA